AACAACUGCGAUUCCAUAGUGGGGCUCUGGUUUCACAGGGCUUCACAGGGCUGUUAUAUGUGGACAGCAAAGAAAACUUUUAAAAGAGUUUAUUUUUGUUGUGUUACGCCAUAUAUUGAGGAAGACUGUCCAUUCAGCUUAAAUGAGUGAGAAGGAUGUUAGUGCUAACCCACCACCAUCUCCUGAGACUCUCAAGGAGAAAAGUGCAAGCCACAAAUGUCUCAACCCUCCUGUUCCAUCAACUCAAUCCAUUCCAGGCACUGAGGCAGCGGGUCCCCCUCUCUCCAGUUCUGGUAACCCAGGCCAACCACCUAAAUCCACCCCUUCUUCAAGUCUAGAUACUAAAUUAAAACAAACCGAUGUUAAAACCUCAAAUCUUCCAGCCAGAUCAACAUCUGAAAUACCAGUAACACCGAAACCUGUACCUACAUCUUCACAUAUCUCUAAAACUACUCCAACUAUGCCAGCUACAAGAUCAUCAUCAUUAUCAAAAUCAACAUCAUCUUCUCCCAGUGACCCAUCCCCACCCAGCAUCACUAUUUCUGCUGAUCCUACACAAUCUACAUCUCCUCCUGAAGGUUCACUGUCCUCCUCCAAAACACCUGCAGUUGGUUCCAGUAAACUCCCACGUCAACGGAGCUUUCUGGCUGCAGCCCAAAAGGUGAUAAUGCAGGAGAAAAUAAAAAAGGCUGAGGAAGAGGACAAGGCUGAAGAAUGUGAUGAUAUGGAUGAAGAUCUGCCUUUUGAGGAGCUCCUGGAGAAAGCUGAGGCUGGAGACCCCAGAGCACAGAGUAGACUCGGUAAAUACUACCUUGAACUGGCAGAAGAAAAAGACACAGAGACAAAUUACUGUACAGCUGUUGAAUGGUUUUUGAAGGCAGCAAAGCAAGGUCGGAGGGAUGCAGCCAGACUACUUCAGAAAUGCUGGAUCCAAAAGAAAGGCAUCACACCAGAGAAUGCACAGGAAGUGAGAAGGUUGUCCUCAGAGAGUAAGUUUGAACAGGCGGUGAGGAGAGCAGCCAUGUCCAUGUAUUGGAAACUCAAUCCUGACAGAAAGAAAAAAGUAGCCAUGUCUGAGAUGCUGGAGAAUGUCAGCCAGGUCAAUACAAUACCAGGAGAACAUGCUGUAUGUGGUCUAACACCCAGCAUUUAUACUCAGAGGAAAAUUCUGGAGACCAUGGUUUCUAAUGAAUCUAGCUCUAAGUAUGUGGAUGUGGAAGAUUUUGUGGAGAUGACAAAAAAGUUCACCGAAGGUAUUGCGUGCACUCCCACACUGAAAACCUCAGGCGUAGAUGCAAAGGGAGAGGAGAAGAUGUUGAGGAGAAGUGAUGUAGCCACAUUAGAAAUGGAAAAAAAUGAAUUGGCCCCCGUCACUCAUAAGCGUCAUCGAAAGUCCAGUUGGGCAGUGUCAGGUAGUGGGAUGAUGCUGGCUACCAGACGCAGUGGUGCGAUGAAGAGAGCCCUGGACAUAAAAUCCCACUUUUUGGGUCUGCAGUACCCUCUCCAUUUGAUUAUUGAGAUGAAGGAACUUUUAAUUGACUGGGCAUCUCGUGCUGGUGUCCAGUGGCUGAGCACCAUCAUCCCAACGCAACACGUCAAUGCCCUUAUCUUCUUCUUCAUCAUCUCCAAUCUCACCAUUGAUCUGUUUGCCUUCGUCAUCCCGCUCCUCAUCUUCUACCUCUCCUUUAUCUCCAUGGCCAUCUGCACACUGAGGGUCUUCAAGAGCAGCAAAGGAUGGGAGAACUUCAAUGCCUUUACUGCACUCCUCACACGCUUCGAGCCCAGCCUGGACGUCGAGCAAGCCGAGUCCAACUUUGGCUGGAACAACCUGGAGCAGUACCUCUACUUCAUGAUAUCAGUGUUCUUUAUGAUCUUCACCUUCCCAGUAGCAGAUAAAGGCUGGAUCCCAUGCUCGGAGCUUUCCACAGUGGCCAUCUUCUUCACGGCAAUGAGCUACAUGAGCCUGAGCCCAUCUGCAGCAGCUUACGCACGAAGGGCACUCAUCAUCGAGGUGGCUUCAUCUUUGUGUGCCUUGACUAGCAGGCUGCCGAAGGAAAUGGCGAUGGCCAGGAUGCUGGGACAUAUUUUCACCACCAUCCCUCUAGGAGAAUCACUGGUGCUGGAGCUCAGUGUACCCUGUGUGCUCUACAUCUACCUUUUCUACUUAUUCUUCAGUAUGGCACGCAUGAGGGGAUUCAGAGGGACGUACUGCUUCCUGGUGCCGUACCUGGUCUGCUUCGUGUGGUGUGAGUUCUCUGUGGUCCUGCUGCGGAACUCCACCACCAUUGGCCUUAUCCGCACUUGUGUGGCCUACUUCCUCUUCCUGUUUGCCUUACCUGUUUUGGCUUUGGGUCUGAUGGCGAUGCUGCUGAUUCAGAUGGUUAAGUGGUUCCUGGAGUUGGAGUUAACAAAAAUGCUGGUGACCCUGGCAGUGUGCGCCGUCCCUGUGAUUCUGCGGCUUUGGACUCGAUUCAGCCUGUCCAUCCUAAAUGUCUUCCGUUCCAUCACCCAGAGAGGUCCGGUGAAACUGAUCCUCCUGUGCAUCACUACGGUGAUUUUCCUCUGCGGCGUCUAUGUCUAUAAUGCUGAAGGUCUGAAGGUGUAUAACUCCACAAUCACCUGGCAGGAAUAUGGUACAGUGUGCGGCCCACGUGCUUGGCAGGAUCGCGGGAUGGCUCAAACACAGCUCUUCUGCAGCCAUCUGGAGGGUCAUCGUGUCACCUGGACUGGAAUAUUCCGUCGUGUUCGUGUAGCUGAGAUGGAAAACGGAGCUCGGUCUGUUAUAAACUUGCUACCGGUGUUUAUGGGAGACUGGUUGCGGUGUCUCUAUGGUGAGGUUUAUCCAAAGUGUGAACCACAGAAUAAUAUGUCUCUAGUUGUGAAUGUCACAGGAGACUCGCCUGUCAAUGCCACAAUGCUGUUCCUCCAGCAGGAAGAGGAGGAGCUCUGUCGGAUAAAAGCCUAUGCUAAACACCAAUGCCACGUUAAACGCUUCGACAGCUACCGCUUUGAAGUGACGGUCGGCAUGCCGGUGGAUGGAGUCACACAACUUGACGAUCCGGCAGGCGACAUCCUCCUAAUGGCGAGUCACGAGUUUAAACAGGUGUUGCUGAACCUCAAUCCAGGCAGCAUGGUAGAGUUCAGUACAAAGCUGGAAGGGAAGUUGGGUACCAAACUACCUGCAUUUGAACUGAAAGCCAUACACUGUCUGGACUGCAGCUCGUCAUUGGUGCCUGAGGGACGACAGGUCAAGAUUGAACGGAACUGGAGGAAAACCAUGCUUAAAGCCAUUCAGUUUGCAUUUGACUUCUUCUUUGCUCCAUUUCUCUGUGCUAGGAUCAAUGUGUAACGAAGAAGUAGAAGAAAAGAUAACAUACGCAAAUCUGAAUCACAGUCAAAAUGUUUUUUUUUUUUCCUAUCCAAAGUCAGAAGAAUUGAAAAUAGCUGCUUUUGUUUGAUUUAAAAUACGGUAGAAGGUGUUAUAUUGUAAAAUAUUAUUACAAUUUACAAUAUCUGAAUUACUGUCACAUGAUCCUUCAGGUCAAAUACUAUCAUGUGAAAUAUAUAAUAAUAAGAAGACUGGAGUAAUGGCUGCCGAAAAUGUAUCUCUAAAGGAAUAAAUUAUGUCUUAAAUAGAAAACAGUUAUUUUAAAUUGUAUUAAUAGUUCACAAUAUUACUGUUUUACUGUGUUUUUGAUCAAAUAAAUGCAGCUUUGGUAAAUGCUUUUUUAACAGCAUAAAAACAAUUAUUCUACACUUUUGACUGGUAGUUUAUAAGUUUCAUGAUAGUUCUAUUAUAAAAUGGUAAGAUUAGUGUAAUCUGUCUAAAAAAAAAAGUAUUCAGCAAAAAUUUAAUUUAGUCGUCAUUAACAAGUGUUACAGAUUAAUAAUUUAAGUUUUUUUUUCAACUGCCCUCAUUCCACAGAUUAGCCAUGUUAUUUAGCAAGUUCUGCUCAAAUUAUAAUUUCUGCAUUCAUAGCAUUCUAUUCAACUGCAGAACAUAUGCAAAAAAACAGCAAGAUAUGACACAAUGGUCAAAGAUUUGUAAUGCACGUUUACAUACAAAAUGUUUAAAAAGCAGAUUUACAACUAAGAACCAAUGUUUCUGACCUUCAGAAAUUCAGCCUAACAUUUAUCACUAAUUUAUGAUAACAAUCAUUAUGUGCAGUGGAUCUUUAUUCACAAUUGAUUUAUUUUCUUGUUUGUGUGUCAUGAAUAAGAAUGCAUGGAACACUAGUAUUUAGAGUAUUUAUGAAAUGAAGUGUUUUUGUGGACAUGAGCCUUAUCUAUUAUUUGUUACAUUUUUUUCUUCUUUUUUGUCUUUUAAAUAACAUUUGUGUCUUUGAGUCACUGAUAAAAAUCUGUACACACUCAUACAGCCAGCUCACACUUUGACGCACUCUGAUGAUGUCACUGUUUGUUAAAUAUAAAAACCAUCUCUACACAGAUGUUUUCCUUAAAGGUUCUAUGACAAGUGGAUGUAAAACCUGUUUACAUUAUCUUUGGAAUUAGGUUUUUAUUUUUUGUGAAAAUAUAAAAAUGAAUUAAAGUGCCUUUAAUAUUC
Molecule: messenger RNA, 4564 nt
Organism: Carassius auratus (goldfish)
Lineage: Eukaryota; Metazoa; Chordata; Actinopteri; Cypriniformes; Cyprinidae
Gene: wfs1a
Product: Wolfram syndrome 1a (wolframin)
Exons: 10
Coding region: 143-3349 (1068 amino acids)
Biological process (GO): endoplasmic reticulum unfolded protein response; calcium ion homeostasis
Cellular component (GO): endoplasmic reticulum; endoplasmic reticulum membrane
Molecular function (GO): protein binding
Source: RefSeq, a predicted model, not a curated record